Molecule: messenger RNA, 2695 nt
Organism: Haliotis rubra (blacklip abalone)
Lineage: Eukaryota; Metazoa; Mollusca; Gastropoda; Lepetellida; Haliotidae
Product: sialin-like
Biological process (GO): transmembrane transport; monoatomic anion transport
Molecular function (GO): transmembrane transporter activity
Source: RefSeq, a predicted model, not a curated record
AAGUGGCGAGCAAGUGGGUUUUUCCAAGCUCUAACAGCGACUACUUCACUCACUCCUACUUCAUCCAUAAAGGCGGGUGUACUUCAAACUCCUGAGCAGUGCCGUUUCGCGAAUCACGUGCAACUAAAUCAACAUCAACAUACAGUAUGUCACAAUAAUAGAGGAUGUCAUGUGCUUCCUUUCAGCUCUUCUCGCUUGGUGCUCUUUUCAGAUCUGUGAAAUUAUGGGUUAACCUUUACACAAUCAGCAAUCUGCGGAUCUUUGUAAAACCUACCUCUGACUUAUAGAGCCGCUCUGGAUGGAUUUUGAUAUCCAGUCACAGAGUGAGUGACGCCGUAUAUAGAGUCUAUACGACGUUGUCCAUAACCAAACAGGAGUCCGGUCUUGACAGGGCAUUUACCGAGGCACGGUCGGUUUUGCAUCUCAUUGACAUAGCUUUAACUAGCAAAACAAUAAUUUCAGAUCUUGUGAAUCAUAACCAGCUGGUAACAGGUGCAUCCGAUAAACCACGACAGGACUCGUUCAUGCAGGUAUACAAGUAUCAUGUCUUAUACUCCAUCACAUUCCGAGUCAGAAAAUGAAGAAAACCGACCAUUGAUCCAGAAUAAUGGUACAGAAGCAAGACAGAGAGAAGAGGCAUCAUGUCAGUGGAUUCAGGCAAGGCAUGUCUUGGCACUCAUGGCCUUCAUUGGGUUCUUCAAUGUCUACUGUCUUCGCGUCAACCUUAGUAUGGCACUGGUUGCCAUGGUGAACACAUCUUCCACCGCUACCAACAAUGACUCCAUCUCCCAAUGCAAACCGUUGUACAACACGUCAAGUCCUUCACAAAAUAUUGGAGAGUUCAAUUGGGAUGAACAGACACAAGGCUUCAUCCUUGGUGCCUUCUUCUAUGGUUACGUCACGACACAGGUGCCGGGAGGAUUCCUGGCAGAGAAAUAUGGGGCCAAGCGUAUCUUUGGAUUUGGAGUUCUGUCCACAUCAGUCCUCACACUGUUCACACCUCUAGCAGCCCGCUGGCACCUCUACGCUUUCUACGCCCUCAGAAUCCUGGAGGGAAUAGGGGAGGGUGUGACAUUUCCAGCUAUGCAUGCGAUGUGGGGGAACUGGGCCCCGGUCUGGGAGCGGAGUAAACUUGCAGGUUUCUCCUACUCAGGAUCUUGGCUUGGAACAGUGGUCUCAAUGCCCAUAUCUGGAGUGCUGUGUGUGUCGAACAUUCUUGGGGGAUGGCCGUCAGUCUUCUAUAUAUUUGGUGCUGUAAGCUGUGUAUGGGUGCUGGCCUGGUUCUGUCUGAUACACGAAACACCAGCUGACCAUCCUCGUAUUUCAAAAUCAGAGAAGGAGUAUAUCGAGAACUCUAUCGGGAAAAGGGAGAGACUACCCACCCCAUGGAAGAAGAUCUUCAGCAGUAGUGCAUUGUGGGGGAUUGCUGUGGUCAGUUUUACCAACAACUGGGGCAGCUACGUCUUUCUGACAUGUCUGCCAACAUUCAUGCAGCGAAUUCUCAAGUUUGACAUCAAAUCUGAUGGUCUGCUGUCGGCACUGCCAUAUAUAGCAAUAUGGAUCUCACAGAUGAUGUCUGGGUUCAUCGCAGACUAUCUCCGAACACACAACUACCUCAGUACUGUUGGCACCCGUCGGUUAAUGACAUCACUUGGUGAACUGCUGCCAGCUGUUGGUGUCAUUGGUGUCAGCUAUGUUGGUUGUGACCAUAUUUGGGCGGUGAUCCUUUUGACUGUUGCCUUUGGGACAAAUGGAUUUGGUAUGGGGGGUUUCAACAUCAAUCACCUUGAUAUUGAGCCCAAGUUUGCAGGUGUGAUGCUGGGGAUUACUAACGGUAUAGCCUCCAUCCCAGGAUUCCUAGCACCGGCAGUCGUGGGCUACAUCACCAACAACAGGGAAACUGUUGAGAGUUGGAGCUAUGUCUUUUAUCUGACUGCUGGGAUCUAUGUCUUUGGUGCCCUGGUAUAUCUUGUUCUGGCCCGGGGAGAUGAAAUGGCAUGGGCAAGGGAGAGGCCAUUGCAUAUCAGCUCUGUCAAUGAGAAUAGCAGCAAUAUACAGACAAACAGACAGACAUGGCCGCCUCCUCAACAGGACGUCCACAUCCCUCCACCCCCUGACUACACAGAAACAUGACGUCACCAGUAAACCAUGUGCUUCCAUGUGGACAAUAGGAACAUCAGUGUGAUUGUAAUGAGUUUGAGUACCAGCUUUGACCCAGUCAGGAGAUCUGUUGAUGAAUAGACAACUUCUUUAUUGCAGCGGAUGUGAUGUUUCAGUGUAGAUCCUAACACUGUUAUUCAGCAAAGUUAGUUGUUUUUUUCAAGGGUUCCAUGAAAGUGAUAAAUGCGAUGUCCCACAGUUUAUUGUGAUGAGGGAAUCUCCAUAUAUUGCUCAAUGUUAAACUCAGGCAAGUUGUUCCUGCUCUGAAAUAUGGUUGCUGGACAACAUUGUUUUCAUAAAUUAUUUUGAAACUUUGGUGACCUGUAUGUCACUUCCAGUUUAUUUUGUCACCAUAUACAUUUUAGCAAAGUUUACUUGAAGGCACUUUGUACGAGGGUCGCUCAAAAAGUACUCGGCUAUAACUAUAUUCUCGAUGUCCAAUGUUUGAAAAGGUUCCAUUAUUUUAAAGGAAUCAUUAGCAAAGCCAUAUCCAAAAUUUCACAUAUGUGGGUAAUGUGGUCAAUGAGAUAUUAGU